GGAGAGCGUCCCUCGGGCACACCUCUCCCCUCCGCCUGUCAUUUUUUCCUUCCUCUUCGCCUUAUCCUGCACGUGCACCAUCAUGCCCCAGGAGCCUGUCCCCCCGGCGCCAGAUGCCGGCCCCGCUGCCGGUCCUUCUACCACCGCCGCCGGCCCUGCUGCCGAGACGCUGGCCACCCCAGUCCCCAAGACCACGAGCAGUUUGGAGAAGUUCGGCAACCGCACUCUCGGUGCCGUGGAAGAAUCCGGACAGGACAUUUUCUCCCAGAAUGCCUGGGACAAUGUCGAUUGGACACAGGAGCAGAUCGACAAUGCCUUGUCCAUUGUGGAGCAGCAGAAGCAAGCCCCGGUGGUCCAGGAUAAGGCCGAGGAUUACAUCACCAAUGCCAGUCAGUACUGGGACACCUUUUACAAGCAGCAUGAGGACCGGUUCUUCAAGGACCGGCAUUGGCUCGCCCUGGAGUUCCCGGAGCUCUUCCCCAAGACCAUUCCGGCCGAGGGGUUCACCGUGUUCGAGCUCGGCUGCGGAGCCGGCAACACCAUCUUCCCGCUGCUGGCCGCGGUGGACGACCCGAAGUUCCGCGUGCUCGGGUGUGACUUCGCCGAGUCGGCUGUGGAAGUUGUGCGGACGACGCCGCAAUACGCCCCGGAGGAGGCUGCCGGCCGGGUGCACGCCUUUGUGCACGAUCUGACCGAUGGCGGCCAGCCGAGCGAGUGCUUCCCCCCGGAGGAUGUGCCCCCCGGGUCGGUGGAUGUGGUGGUGUGCAUCUUCGUCCUGUCCGCCAUCCCGAUUGCCCAGUUGGAUGGGGUCUUCCGAAAGAUCUAUGCCUGCCUGAAGCCCGGCGGUGUGGUUCUCUUCCGGGACUAUGGUCGCCAUGAUUUGGCGCAGCUCCGGUUCAAGAAGAACCGCUACCUGUCGGACAACUUCUAUGUCCGCGGCGAUGGGACCUGCGUGUAUUUCUUCGAGUCGGCCGAAGUGGACCGCCUGGCCACUGGAGCUGGCUUCACUGUCCUUCAGAAUACCAUGGAUCAACGCCUGCUGGUGAACCGCGCCCGCAAGGUGACCAUGUACCGGAUGUGGCUUCAGUGCAAGCUGCAGAAGCCCCUGGAGGGGGAGACCACCACCGAGGGGCAGCUGGUGCUGCCGCAGGGGACUGAUGCUGCCGGCCCUGCCGGCCUGGAGGAGGACACCGCCGCCACCACCACCCCCGGGGCCAAGCGUGUCUUGGAGAGCGCCGACAACGGGACUGCCCCCGCUGCGAAGGCCCCCCGCACGACCACCCCCCCGCCGCCCUCGGCCGCUGAGCAAGAGUGACAGGGUAUAUUCUCCCGCACGAAGCCGGCGCCGAAUCACGCACACACACACACCCACAAUAGCCAGAGCAGCCGUUCAGCCGGCCCCAUAAAUAUGACAACACAACAGACAUACGAA
Molecule: messenger RNA, 1432 nt
Organism: Fonticula alba
Lineage: Eukaryota; Rotosphaerida; Fonticulaceae
Exons: 3
Coding region: 83-1315 (410 amino acids)
Molecular function (GO): tRNA (cytidine-N3)-methyltransferase activity
Source: RefSeq, a predicted model, not a curated record